AUGGUCCCUGUACAGUCUUUCACAGGUGGGCUGCUGGGCACAGGUGGGGCUGCUGGUCACAGGUGGGGCUGCUGGUCACAGGUGGGGCUGCUGGUCACAGGUGGGGCUGCUGGUCACAGGUGGGGCUGCAGGUCACAGGUGGGGUUGCUGGUGCUGGUGCUGGCGGCUGGCGCUGGUGCUGGUUCCUGGUGCUGGCAGCUGGCACUGGGGCUGGUUCCUGAUGCUGGCGGCUGGCGCUGGGGCUGGUUCCUGGUGCUGGCGGCUGGCGCUGGUGCUGGUUCCUGGGCUGGUUCUUGGUGCUGGCGGCUGGCGCUGGGGCUGGUUCCUGGUGCUGGCGGCUGGCGCUGGGGCUGGUUCCUGGUGCUGGCGGCUGGCGCUGGGGCUGGUUCCUGGUGCUGGCGGCUGGCGCUGGUGCUGGUUCCUGCGACCGCCGGUGCGACGGGCGAGGUGCAAGGUGGCGCUGGCUGCAGUCGAUGGCGCAAACGCGAUCGCGGGCCGCUGGCGACUUCGCCAUAG
Messenger RNA from Closterium sp. Naga37s-1, 516 nucleotides. The record is from the annotation of a GenBank genome assembly. NCBI's taxonomy places the organism in Eukaryota, Viridiplantae, Streptophyta, Zygnematophyceae, Desmidiales, Closteriaceae.